CACAAUGACUACCGUUCAGGAGUCAGCUAUAGACUCUCGUAACCAUUCCUGGAAGACCCCCUCUCCGCAAAUCACCAUCUGAGGGAUUCGGCCAUGAACGAUCUAGUAGUGCUCCUGGAACCAACUGGCGAACUGGUCCGUUUGGCGAUGCUCUUGUCUCCUGCGUUACUGGCCCCUCAUAUAUGCAGCUCGAAAAGUCCUUCCCUAUGGUGCCCUCGGAACCUUCGAAAUCGGAACUCCUUCUCCCAUCGUCGGGUGGGAAGCCUCUGUCCCCUAUACUCAGUCCUAGCGUAUUACCCCGACCAGUCUUGAAAGUUGAAACCCAACCAACAUUGCUAGAAGCCAUAGAUAUCCCCCCUGAGGUUCCCCCAAAAUCGCCCUUCGUCGAGAGAAGAGGAUCCCCAGCGCCGAAGCUUCCAUCAAAGUCCAGCAAAGCACAAUUAACCACCCCAGUCACAGUCACGCCUAUUGCAGUCUCACCGAGUAGUGCACUUGGAGGUCGCCGCUCGCCAAAUGCCCUGCAUGCUACUGCGAUCUCAGCACCAACAAGCGCUAUAACACCAUUGAACGCUGUUGAACGCAGAGUUUCUCCAAAGGCGGAGGCUAGGCCGGAGAGGCCUAACAUUCACGCUAGGAAUAAUUCUGACACAUCAAUACUUGAUCGGGGACGACCAGUCAAGAGGUCCAUCAAAAGACAACGCAGCCGGACCUGUUCUGAAAUAAAUGCCUCCGACACCAUAGCACCAGAUACAUGGAAGCUACCCAAGGGCAUGCGUGCCAUCGAUGCUUCUUCGCAGAUGAAUGAAGCUGAAAAGGAAGGAUUACGCUUGCAAGCAAUUGACCAGGCUGGGCAAUUCGAGGUCUUGAACAAGAAAGACGUGGCUUCGCUGUCAAGAGAGCUACGCGCACUGGACGAAAGGUGCGAAUACCUCCGUAAAACCUACAAGUCUCUUCGCGCAGGCCGCCAGAAGCUACACGGCAGGAUGAUUUCUUACCUCAAGCGAGGGGAGACUGUCAUCUUCUCCAGGGAGAAUCUGCUCAAACAAGAGGAGGCGCUAGCAGAGCUCGACGUCUCCAUUGACGAGUUCAUCCUCAAGCUCGAACAGGCAGAGAAUCGACGUUUGCGCCUUCGCCAGAAAUUACUGGAGCACGUUGCCGCCGCCCUGGUUCUCAACCCGCCCCCCUCGAAUAUCGCCGCAGAAAUAGCAGAAUCAACACCACCACGAAGCCCGGACAAGACUGAGAGCCCUACCCGGAUCGACAGGAAAGACGUGGAGUCGAUCAAGAUUUACGCCGAUGGUCAUGUACUCAAUCUGUUUUCCGACAUUGAAACGGCGAUCGGAAAGAUGUGCGAAGCAUGCUAGCGUCCUGCACAGGAUUAUGAGACAAGUGCCAAAAAGUACCUUCCUUACUCGUCACGGACAGCCAAUGGUGGUUGCGCCGCGUGUUUCCGAACGGCAUUGGAGAGAGGUGGCUUAUAUUAAUUGUUCUUUUUCAUGUGCAACCUCGGUCUGCUUUUGUGCCCCAACGGCGCCAUUCUGCUAUGUCUUUUCUACGGUCUUCAUUGUUCAACGGCUUGCGUACAAAACGAAGCGACGAGUGUGUACGCGCUCCAUUGGAUGUUUUUCACUUCUUCUUCUGACGAUACCCGGGCCGCCUCCAGCCAGCCUUCUGCAUUUGAAGCCCGUUCAGCAUGUUUCUCGGGGCGAGCUUGGGGAGUUGCACGGCGUUCCUGCAGGUGGUGGUGUCUCUAGUGUGCGCACGGUUUCAGGGUGUUGCUGGAGAAAAUGAGACGACGAUUGCAUACUUC
This is a messenger RNA of Mytilinidion resinicola, 1810 nucleotides long. RefSeq lists its product as uncharacterized. NCBI's taxonomy places the organism in Eukaryota, Fungi, Ascomycota, Dothideomycetes, Mytilinidiales, Mytilinidiaceae. The record is from RefSeq and is a predicted model, not a curated record. The transcript has 3 exons. The coding region runs from base 183 to 1364 and encodes 393 amino acids.